Entamoeba dispar SAW760 is the source of this 3000-nucleotide messenger RNA. Its product is annotated as suppressor of actin, putative. Lineage: Eukaryota; Evosea; Mastigamoebida; Endamoebidae. The coding region runs from base 1 to 3000 and encodes 999 amino acids. The transcript has a single exon. Gene Ontology annotation, biological process: phosphatidylinositol dephosphorylation. Gene Ontology annotation, cellular component: endoplasmic reticulum. Gene Ontology annotation, molecular function: phosphatidylinositol-4-phosphate phosphatase activity. The record is from RefSeq and is a predicted model, not a curated record.
AUGACUAAACCAAUAACUAUUUCUUAUUUAACAGAUGGUAUAUUUCUAGAAAAAGAAGGAAGAAGAAAAUUAUCAUUUAAAUAUGAAGAAAAAAUAAUUAAACAAGAAUUACUUAAAGGACAAUUAUUACAAGAAUAUAAAUUUGAUGAACUUAUGGGAUUUAUUAAAUUAUCUAAUUGUAUUAUUUGUAUUGGUAUUAAAGGAAUAAAAUGUAUAGAAAUUAAUGGACAAAUAAUAAAAAAUGUUAAUGAUAUUAAAAUUCUUCCUUUAAUUAAUCCAACAAUAAAAAAUGAAUUAUAUAAAAUUGACAAUAAAUUAAUACAAGAUAUUAAAAAAAUGCUUGAUGAAUGUUUAUUAUAUUAUAGUUAUGAUAUGAAUAUAACAUUAAAUUUUCAAGAAAUAAAGAAAAAUAAUAAUAAAAUAGAUAAUAGAUUUUAUUGGAAUAAAAGUAUGCAUAAAAUGAUUGAAGAAUUUGAAGAAUGGAAAAUUAUUUUUGUAGAUGGAUUUAUUCGUUCAACAAAAUUUGAAUAUGGAAUUAAUUAUAUUUUAUUUUCAAGAAGAGAUUGUUCAAGAACUGGAUUAAGAUUUUCUUCAAGAGGUGGUGAUAUUAAUGGUAAUGUUUCUAAUUUUGUUGAAACAGAACAAAUAAUUGAAAAAGAUGGAAUGAUUUCUAGUUUUGUUCAAAUAAGAGGAACUAUUCCAUUAAUUUGGAAAACAAAUGAAGAAGAUACUUUUAGACCUAAAGGGAAAUUUUAUCAAACAAUAUAUCAAGAUUGGUGUAUUACAAAUCAUUUUAAAAAAUUAAAAGAAAUAUAUGGAGAUAUUAUUGUUAUUAAUUUAUUAGAUAAUCAUGGACCAGAAAAAAUAUUACAUGAUAUGUAUGAAUUUUAUUUAGGACUUAAUAAUAAAUUAAAAGUAGAUUAUUUUGCAUUUGAUUUUCAUAAAGAAUGUAUAAAUAAUAAAUAUGAAAAUAUAAAAUAUUUACUUAAUUCAAUUAAUAAAAGAAUGAUGACAUUUAAUUUUUUUACAAUUAAUAAUAAAGGAAAAAUUUUAAAUCAACAAACUGGUGUAGUAAGAACAAAUUGUAUUGAUUGUUUAGAUAGAACAAAUGUAAUUCAAUCAUGUAUUGGUAAAAUGAUUCUUAAAUUACAAUUAAAAGAAUUUAAUAUUCAAAAUCCACAAUUAAUAAUUUCAAUGAAUACAGAUUAUAUGAAUAUUUGGGCAGAUCAUGCUAAUCAAAUGAGUUUUAGAUAUACAGGAACAAAAGCAAUGAAAACAGAUUAUACUAGAAAUGGUAAAAGAGGAUUUAGUGGUGUUUUAUCUGAUGGAAAAACAUCAGUUAAAAGAUCAUUUAUUUCUAUGACAACAGGACAAUAUCAAAAACCACAAGAAAUAUUAAAUUUAAUAUUAGGAAAAAUAUUUUUUUCAAAACAACAAGAAUCUUGUAAUAAUGUAAUUUUAUGUAUUAAUAAUGUAUUAAAAACAGAUAUUUCAAUGAAAAAAUCAAAUCAAAUAAAAAUUCAUAUUCAUAUUACAAAAACACAUUAUAUUGAAUAUUUUAUUGAAAAUGGACUCUGUAUUUCUAUUUUAUUAGAUGAUAUUAUUGCAUGUGAUAUUACACAUGAUCCAAGAAUAUUAUUAUUAUAUACUAAAAUAACAAGUUUACCAAAAAUGUUAUUUAUUUCUGAAAUAUCAUUAUCAUAUCAACUUGCAUUUCAAUUAAAUAAAUUAAGAUUAAUUAAAUCACCAUCUACAUUAAAUCUUUUUAAUAUUAAAAAUAAUUCAUCAUCACAUUUAUUAUCUUCUUUAUCAAAAGAAAUUAAUAUUCGUUUUAUUACUUGGAAUAUGGAAAAAAUAUUAAUUCCACCUGAUGGUGCAUUAUUAAAUGAAAUUAUGAAAGAAAAUGAUAAAGAUAUUAUUAUUAUUCAAUUAAAUAAAUGUAAUUAUGAUUCUUCAAUGUUUAUUGGUGAUUAUCAACCUCCAUUUGAUUUAUUUAAAAAUAUUUUUUUAUUACUUAAUGCAAUAAAAUCUCCUUAUGUAUUAGUUGCUGUUCAUACAACAGAUAUAAUUGCUCAAUGUAUAUUAUUAAAAAAAGAAAAAUAUAAAAAAUUACAUAAUGUUGAAGUUAGUAAUGUUUAUUUUGAAAAAUCUAAACCACAAAAAUGGUCAAAAUUAAAAUGUUGGGGAAGUGCAAUUUUAUUUAAUAUAAAUGAAACUACUUUAGCAUUUUUAGUUCUUCAUCCUUUACAAAAUAUUCAAGAAGAUGAAUCAAUGUUUAUUAAAUCACAAAUAGAUCUUAAUACUGAUAUUCAAGAAAUUUUCUUUACUACUUUUGAACAACCUCCAUUUAAUAAAAUACCUUCUUUUGAUACAGCUAUAAGACGUACUAAAGCAUUUGCAUCAAAUGGUAUUAUUUUUCAAAGAAGUAUUUGGGAUUGUAUUGAUUCUACAAGUAAAAAUUUAUUACAAAUAGAAUCUUCUUUAUUAAAUGAAGGAAAUGAAAUUGAUUUAAAAGAUAAAACUUUUCAAAAUUGUAUUACUUCAACUUUUUCUUUUAAAGAUUUUCCAACACCAUCUUUUAUUGAUUCUUUAUCUCUAAAAGUUAAUAUAAUUAAUAUUCAUUUAAAAUUAUUAUCUAAAAUAGAUAAACCUUUAUUAUUAACUUUUAAUUCAAAAGUUCUUACUUCUGUUGUUACUACAUUAUCUAUAUUACCAAAACGUUAUGAAACUAAUUUUAUACAAACAGUAUUAAUUUUAAAUCAUUUUAAUUUAGAUGUCUUAAAAAGAUACUGGAUUACUUGUACUAUAACAGAAAAAGAACAUGAAAUUGGAAGAUUUAUUCUUCCUUUAACUUUUAUUAUUACUAAUCAAUAUAUUGAAAAAUGUAUUGUUUACCAUAAUAGAAAAAAAAUUGGUGAAUGUUUAAUUCAUUUAUCUAAAGAACAAAAACAAGAUUUAUAUCAAUUAGAACCUCAAUCUCCUUUUAUUUCAUUAUUAUAA